Molecule: messenger RNA, 975 nt
Organism: Epithele typhae
Lineage: Eukaryota; Fungi; Basidiomycota; Agaricomycetes; Polyporales; Epitheliaceae
Product: HET-domain-containing protein
Exons: 2
Coding region: 1-975 (324 amino acids)
Source: RefSeq, a predicted model, not a curated record
AUGUGGCUCCUGGGCACCGCGCGCGCGAACCUCGUCUUCUUUCCCCAACCUGAAGACGUUCCUGGCGGCUAUGCCAUCCUCUCGCACACCUGGGGAGAGGAGGAAGACACGUUUCAAAAGGUUAAAAACCUGAACAUUCGGUCAUUCCUUGAGUUCGCCGAAAAUCACGGGUACAAGUACGCAUGGAUCGACACUUGCUGUAUCAACAAGGAGAGCAGUGCCGAGCUCUCAGAAGGCAUCAAUUCCAUGUUCCGUUACUACGCCCUCUCCGCCAUCUGCUACGUCUACCUCAGCGAUGUCAAAUCCUCAGACACUCAUCCAUUCGACAUGUGGAUCGCCUUCCGACGAAGUCGCUGGCACACCCGGGGGUGGACUCUCCAAGAGCUUAUCGCGUCCCGCUUUGUCAUGUUCUACUCCAACGAGUGGAUCUGUCUGGGGACCAAGUACGAGCUCGCCGAGCGCCUAGAAGAAGCAACUGGAAUCUCCGCGGCAGUCCUCCGCUUCGAGAGUUCGUUUACCGACGCUACAAUUGCGACGCGCAUAUCCUGGGCGGCGCAUCGGAAGACCACGAGGCCCGAAGACGCUGCCUAUAGCCUCUUCGGGCUUUUCGGGGUUAACAUGCCGACGCUCUACGGCGAAGGCCGGAACGCAUUCUGCCGGCUCCUCAUGGAGAUCUCGAAGACCUCGCGCGAUCCUUCGAUUCUUCUCUUGGGAACACGGUGGUAUGCGAACAACUUGGGAGAAAUCCAAUCGGCCCUCCGACAGAAUAUUCCCCGGAACCGAACCUGUCGUCAUCUUCUCCCCCUUCAGCCUUUUCCGAAUUCUCGUUCUUUUGGCUUUAGUCCUGUGCUAUACGACCCAGGCACAUGCUCCCAGAGAGAACGAGUUGAGGUACGCUGGUAUGGAUGCCUUUCUACGCUGUACUACAUUGACGACCAUUGUAGUACGACUCGAAUGCAAACGCGGCGACCGUAG